Cyclopterus lumpus (lumpfish) is the source of this 1027-nucleotide messenger RNA. It is a transcript of the gene mrpl32, whose product is annotated as mitochondrial ribosomal protein L32. Gene Ontology annotation, molecular function: structural constituent of ribosome. Gene Ontology annotation, cellular component: mitochondrial large ribosomal subunit. The transcript has 3 exons. Gene Ontology annotation, biological process: translation. NCBI's taxonomy places the organism in Eukaryota, Metazoa, Chordata, Actinopteri, Perciformes, Cyclopteridae. The record is from RefSeq and is a predicted model, not a curated record. Bases 278 to 829 code for a protein of 183 amino acids.
UAUCACAGUAUGAUAUUGCAUGAAAAAAAAAACAUAAUUUAGGAACUAUAACCAAUAUGACAGUUCAGACUACCAAGACAAAUGUGUUUCGUUAAAUAACACUAAAGAGUGAAGUUAGACAUGUGGCCACUAGGUGGCAGUGAGACGCCGGAAUCCAUCUCGCCUGCUGGUUUUAAACAGAAGAAGUGCGGUUUGUCGUCGCCGUUUGAUGACGUGUUGACUCUCAGUGACCGUGAGCUGUUUGACAUGUUGGACGGGAGCGUGCUGACAACAAAACAUGAUGAAUAUAUCUGCUCUGGUGCACAGCCUCAGAUGCUCUUUGCUGCACAUUGAAAGCAGACUUCUGCAGGCGGCCGGACGGACGUUAGACAGACAACUGGCUCCGGCUCUGGCAGUGAAUGGCCCCGGCCUCCUGCCUCAGCUCGACGGGGAGGAGGAGCUGGAGGAGCAGCACCACGACCCGGAGCGGUCUCCGGACCUCCUCGACGGCAUCCUCUGGAUGGCAGCGCCCAAGAAGAGGCGCACGAUCGAGAUCAACCGCACCAGGAGGAGAGCUGAAAGCAAGAUCUUACAAGUCAAGAACAACAUCGAGCCGUGUCCAGAGUGCGGCCACCUGAAGCAGAAACACAUCAUGUGUGGCUUCUGCUACGCUAAGGUGUGCAAGGAGACGGCUCUGAUCCGCCAACAGAUGAAAGCCAUGGAAGGCGGCCCGCUGGCGGCCCCGAGCGUGGAGACGGUGGUCCUGUACGAGGGCGAAGCACCGAGUGAGCUGGACAAAGACAAGAGGAUUGUGGAGAGGGCCAGGAAGAGGCCCGCCUGGUUCAGCUAAUGAUGCUGAGAUGAUAAUGCUGCACGUGAUGCAUACCCUGAGUUUGACACAUGACACACACACACACACACACACACUGUACUAUAUCAAAGAUGCGUUAUUUAGGGACACAAAGUCAUUGUAUUAACUCAUUUUUUCAACUGAGAAAUGUACUGUAAAUGUUGUUGUUUGACAAUAAAUCCAUUAUUUGAAAGAGAA